GAGAAUGAAUGGAAUUUGGCGCCACUUGGACCAGCUAUAGAAACCCAGGAGCUCGAAGAAAAGAUUUUGCGACAAUUGAAAGCUUCCACUUCCAAGCAUGCCAUCACCAUCACUUAAUCCUGGCCGAAAUAUGUGUUCUGUCUGCCGUCUGCUUCUUCGGCUUCACAAGAGGCAUUGGGAUGCUCUUGCUAACUGGAGGAAUUACUCCCAAGCCAACAAGCACGAGCCUCAUGGACAAGUGGGGAAAACAACCCAUUUGAAAAAUAGGGCCGAGAAACAGAAGCGGCAGCGGGAGAGGCUGGCAUCCAUUGAAGCUGGACUGACUGCUGGGAUGAAGGUUGAGUGUCCAAGCCAAGGCAAAGGCAGAGGUGCGAGAGACAUGGCUCUGUAUGACAUCCCAACUGUACCUGGUGAAAAGAAAGACACUUCGGGGGCUCUGCCCAUCUCCUAUAGCCCACGCUAUGUUGAAGCUGCUUGGUAUGAUUGGUGGGUGAAAGAAGGAUUUUUCAAACCAGAAUACCAGCAUCAUUUGCUGAAUCAGAAGCCAGAAACAUUUUCUCUCUCUAUUCCUCCACCUAACGUCACAGGGUCUCUGCACCUGGGUCAUGCUUUGACUGUGGCUAUUGAAGAUGCUUUGGUACGGUGGAAAAGGAUGCAAGGCUAUAAAGUUCUGUGGGUUCCAGGUUCAGAUCACGCUGGAAUUGCCACUCAGGUUGUGGUAGAAAAAAAGAUCUGGAAGGAGCAGGGAGUCCGGAGAAAAGACCUCACGCGAGAGGCAUUCCUCCAAGAAGUUUGGAACUGGAAAGAAGAAAAAGGGAAUGAAAUAUUUCAGCAGCUAAAGGUGAUGGGAGCAUCACUGGAUUGGGACCGAUUCUGUUUCACCAUGGAUUCUAGAUUCUCCCAGGCAGUGACUGAGGCUUUUGUGCGACUGCAUGAGCAAGGCCUGGUAUAUCGGGACAGGCGCCUGGUGAACUGGUCGUGUGCUCUGCGGUCAGCCAUCUCUGAUAUUGAGGUGGAGAACAGGCAGCUUGAAGGACGGACAGAGCUCUCAGUGCCUGGUGUCCCAGGCAAGGUACCAUUUGGGCUCUUGGAGACAUUUGCAUAUAAGGUGGAAGGAGAGGAAGAUGAGGUGCUCCCUGUGGCCACAACCCGCCCAGAGACGAUGUUAGGAGAUGUAGCGGUUGCUGUCCAUCCAGAUGACCCACGAUAUACACAUUUCCAUGGGAAGAGACUCUGCCAUCCAUUCACUGGGCAGCUCAUACCUGUCAUUACAGAUCCCUUAGUGGAGCAGGAGAUGGGUACAGGGGCUGUGAAAGUGACACCAGCUCAUAGCUAUGCUGACUAUGAAUUAGCUCAUCGGCAUGGACUGCCUUUGGUUUCAGUGAUUGAGGAAGAUGGUACAAUGACUGCAGAGUGUGGGGAAUGGCUGCAGGGCCAGAAUAGGUUUGUGGCUCGAGAGAAGGUAUUGGCUGCUUUGAAGGAGAAAGGUCUUUACGGAGGUGCAAAAGAACAUCCCUUGGUGCUUCCUCUUUGCAGUCGCUCGGGGGAUGUGAUUGAAAUUCUCCUAAAGAACCAGUGGUUUGUCCGAUGUGAAGCAAUGGCUCAGAAGGCCUUAGAGGCUGUGGAAUCUGGAUGCUUGAAGUUAAUGCCUGAAUUUCAUGAGAAGACCUGGAAGACUUGGCUCUUGAGUACCGGCGACUGGUGUAUUUCUCGCCAGCUCUGGUGGGGUCAUCAGAUUCCAGCCUAUCGAGUUACUGUUUCUGGGCCACCUGGCAUUGAAGAGGAGGAGAGUGAUGGAUCCUGGGUAGUGGGUAGAACAGAAGCAGAAGCUCGGAGAAAAGCAGCAGGCAUGCUGGGAAAAUCAGAAAAGGAUCUGGUGCUGGUGAGAGAUGCGGAUGUCUUAGAUACCUGGUUCUCCUCUGGCCUCUUCCCUUUUGCUGCACUGGGCUGGCCCCAUGAGACAGAAGACCUCAAGCAAUUUUAUCCCAAUAGCCUCUUGGAAACUGGAAGUGACCUUCUGUUCUUCUGGGUGGCCCGGAUGGUUAUGCUAGGAAAACAACUAACAGGAGAGCUACCCUUUUCUCAGGUAUGGCCUGGAUGCAAAAUUUUACAGGAGAAGCUGCGAAGUAGUAAUUUGGAUCCAAGAGAGGUUGCCAUUGCUGUGGAAGGCCAGCGGCGAGAUUUCCCUCAAGGAAUUCCCGAAUGUGGCACAGAUGCUUUGAGGUUUGCCCUCUGCACAUACUGUGCACAAGGCAAUGGCAUUAACCUGGAUGUAGCCACAGUGGAGAAUGCUAAUCGCUUUUGCAACAAGGUGUGGAAUGCCAUGAAGUUCACUUUGGCAGCCUUGGGAGAAGGAUUUAACCCACUGGAUCCAGAGGAGGUCUUCCCUAGCUCCCCAAUGGAUAAGUGGAUUCUCAGCCGUUGCUAUCACACAGCAGUAGACUGUGCUCGCUGGUUUGAGGAAUAUGAGCUGCAUUCUGUUGCCUCUUCAGUUCAUCUUUUCUGGCUGUGUGAUUUUUGUGAUGUCUACUUGGAAUCUGUAAAACCCAUAUUGAGGAGCGGGGAUCCAUCUCGGCUCCUAGCCACCCGCCAGACUUUGUACAGCUCUGUGGACUUGGCUCUGCGCCUCCUGUCUCCCUUUAUGCCUUUCCUCACAGAGGAGCUAUGGCAGCGACUUCCCAAGAAGAGCUCCGGGUCUCCUCCCAGCAUCUGUGUGGCCAGAUACCCCAGCAAAGAACACCUGACUCAUUGGUGUCAUCCAGAGGAAGAGACAAACUUUCUGUUGGUACAGGAAGUCAUCAAAGUAGUGCGAAAUAUAAGGGCGACAUAUCAGCUCACUAAAGCUCGGCCCGCAGUGUACCUCAUGUGCCAAGAGGCAGUUCCAUUUGGUGCCUAUAAGAACUACCAAGAAGCAUUGCAAACUUUGUCCUUGGCUGGAUCUCUGAGGCUUCUUCCAGACAUUGAAGGAGCAGAGCCACCUGCAAGCUGUGUGGUUGCGAGGGCAAACAAUCACACUGACAUCUAUGUAGAUCUCCAGGGAUUAGUUGACCCCCAGAAGGAACUCUUCAAAUUGACAUCUCGGCAGCAGAAACUGGACCGGCAGCUGGCAGAUCUCACAGUACGGAUGGAAGAGAGCAGGUAUCAGGAACAGGUCUCCCUCAAGGCCAGGACUGCCCACCAGCAAAAGAUCUCCUUGCUUCGCUCAGAGUUGGAGAAGGUGGAACAGGCUGUAACAACCUUUCAGAAGAUGACUACGAAGUAAAGAUUGCGUCUGGAUAGGAACGAGUAAUGAGAACCAGCAAAAUUAAAUGUAUUCCAGAUAACUGGAUACAUGCUGAGACGGUAGAGACCAAGCACUGGGGAAACUGCUGGAAAGUUCAUAGAGUCCUGAAGCAACACAUUUUGUGAUGGAGCUCAUCUGCUGGGAUCAGUGUGUACUGCCUUCGUUUGGCCAUUGGGAGUCAACAGCUAAAUUCUAGAACCUCUUUAUGCAGACUUGCAACAAAACUCAUAGAGCUUCCAUAAAAGGGAUAUUUCUGUGUAGCAAAAGUCAACUAUGGCUGCAAGGGUUGAGAGCCAUAAGAACGUAUAAAACUCUUGUUUGACCAGUAGUGGUCACUCUUUUGAUUCAGGAAAGCCACAUAUUAUUCAUAUUUCUUGGAAGAUAUAGCGUCAGAUAUUAAAAUUUUCUCUGCAUUCUGCCUCAUUCUUCUCAAGUGAUGAAUUCACACACUGUGUAUAUAUAAUUCUGGUUUGGAAUUGGCGAUAGCGGCAGCCACUUGUCAGCGGUUCACCUAAUCAUGGAUGUUGGAGCUUUGCUCUUGUGAGAGCAUCAAAAAAGCUUUUGGGAAGCUGUUCAAUAUAUUAUAUCAAAGUUUGCAUGAGUUGUACUCCAGGAAUUGUUAAAAUACUUCAUUUGGAGAAAAAUUACACAAAGGACCAUUGGCUGGUUAUAUUAAUGAUACAGAUUUGAAAGAUCCUGACUUUGAAAAAAAGGCACGUGUUACCAGAACUUGAAGUGAGAUAUUCGAUGGUUUGAAAUGUAUAUACUUUAUUAAAAUGAAAUGGCAAAACCA
Messenger RNA from Anolis sagrei ordinatus, 4076 nucleotides. Lineage: Eukaryota; Metazoa; Chordata; Lepidosauria; Squamata; Anolidae. The record is from RefSeq and is a predicted model, not a curated record.